Carya illinoinensis is the source of this 1270-nucleotide messenger RNA. Its product is annotated as probable glutathione peroxidase 2. Gene Ontology annotation, molecular function: glutathione peroxidase activity. Gene Ontology annotation, cellular component: cytosol. The coding region runs from base 459 to 1064 and encodes 201 amino acids. The transcript is spliced from 7 exons. NCBI's taxonomy places the organism in Eukaryota, Viridiplantae, Streptophyta, Magnoliopsida, Fagales, Juglandaceae. Gene Ontology annotation, biological process: response to oxidative stress. The record is from RefSeq and is a predicted model, not a curated record.
CUGCAAUGCCAACAGUCAACGUUUCUGAUUUGAAUCCAGCCCAAAAGACACCCAUUUUCUACCUCUCUCGCAACAGUCAUGAGCCCACAAAAUGCUCCACCACGAAAUAGCCAUGAAUUCGCUUCGUAUAUUCGAAAGCUUCAAGAAAUCUCUCCUUCUGCUUCCACACUAGCUAAAUUGCGAGUGUUUCUCGCGCUGAUUUUGGAAUCUGUUAGCUUGUGAUACUUACGUGGUCUCUUUUGGUUUUUCCAUGCCAUGUCGUGACGUUAAUUUCUCCCCCCAAACUUACAUCCGUACCUGCCGGCUCAUACCGCUUAAUUAUUAUUUGUUUAAAUGAGUAGUACAAAAAUGUCAACAUUGAAUUAAUAACCACCUUAAUUUCUUAACCGUCUUUGGAAUCAAUUAUUUUCAAUGAUAUUGGAUAUGUAAGGAAGGUACUGCCUAUAUUGUAGACUAGGAUGCAAUUGUUGAAAUUCACCAACUGGGUCGCUGUUCUCUUUCUGGGUAUUGCUUUCUUGUACUUCUACGGCAACCCAUCUGCUCCCUCUCCUCCUCAGAGUAUGGCUGAAGAGUCUUCCAAAUCGAUAUACGAUUUUACGGUCAAGGAUAUCCGUGGAAAUGAUGUAAGCUUGAGUGAAUACAAUGGGAAGGCUCUCUUGAUUGUCAACGUUGCUUCGAAAUGUGGUUUAACACAAACAAACUACAAGGAAUUAAACGUGUUAUAUGAAAAGUACAAAAGCCAAGGGUUUGAGAUCUUGGCAUUUCCUUGCAACCAGUUUGCAGGACAAGAACCAGGAAGCAAUGAGGAAAUUCAGGAAGUUGUGUGCACGAGGUUUAAAGCUGAAUUCCCAGUUUUUGAUAAGAUUGAAGUGAACGGGAAGAAUGCAGCACCCCUUUACAAGUUCCUCAAAUCCCAGAAAGGGGGGAUAUUUGGAGAUGGCAUAAAAUGGAACUUCACAAAGUUUCUGGUGAACAAAGAAGGAAAGGUUGUGGAGAGAUAUGCGCCAACCACAUCACCUCUUAAAAUUGAGAAAGACAUACAGAAUCUAUUGGAAUCUUCUUAAGUACCAAGAAAAACAAGAAGAUGAUUGCAUUCAACAAAAUUUGAUUCUUUUGCAUCUCUUUUACAGGCAUUGCAUAACGAUGUGGUCGGUUGUUCCUUGGAGUACAUAUAUCAGAAGAAUGCAUUAUGGUUGUGGUGGUGAAUUAUAAGUUUAUAUAAUAUACUACUUGAAUAAUCAGUUAAAAUUGUCACUGUUGUCCUUGUCAA